AUGGUGUUGGUUGCUUUUAAAUCUGACUUCUUGGAACAUGAUGCAUUGGAACCAUACAUGAGCAGGAGGACACUGGAACUGCACUGGGGCAAUAUUCAUCGAGGUUAUGUAGAUAGCUUGAAUAAGCAGCUUGCUAACAGCCCAUUGUAUGGUUGCACAAUGGAGGAGCUUAUCAAAACCACAUUCAACAAUGGCAACCCAUUACCAGAAUACAAUAAUGCUGCCGAGGUAAUUAUUUCCAUCCAUGAUUUCUUCUGGGAAUCAAUGCAACCUAAUGGUGGAAGGUUGCCAUGGGGGGGAGGUGUGCUCGACCAGAUUGAAAAGGACUUUGGCUCUUUCUCUAACUUCCGAGAUGAAUUUGUACAUUCAGCUAUGAUGCUUUUCGGAUCUGGCUGGGUGUGGCUUGUCUGUGAGUUAAAAUUGUUUGGACCAUAA
Messenger RNA from Musa acuminata AAA Group (dessert banana), 435 nucleotides. Its product is annotated as superoxide dismutase [Fe] 3, chloroplastic-like. Gene Ontology annotation, biological process: superoxide metabolic process. Gene Ontology annotation, cellular component: chloroplast nucleoid. The transcript is spliced from 3 exons. NCBI's taxonomy places the organism in Eukaryota, Viridiplantae, Streptophyta, Magnoliopsida, Zingiberales, Musaceae. Bases 1 to 435 code for a protein of 144 amino acids. Gene Ontology annotation, molecular function: superoxide dismutase activity; metal ion binding. The record is from RefSeq and is a predicted model, not a curated record.